This is a messenger RNA of Moneuplotes crassus, 2319 nucleotides long. The record is from the annotation of a GenBank genome assembly. NCBI's taxonomy places the organism in Eukaryota, Ciliophora, Spirotrichea, Euplotida, Euplotidae.
AUAUAAACGCGCUAAGAUGGAGAAAAAGAAAAAUUUUAGAAGAAAGAGAGGGAACAAGCAUGGAAAGACAAACUGGGCCCAAAGAAGGAAAAUGGCUAAGAAUAGACAGGGAGGGGACUCUAAAGAUCAAACUGGAGUAGAUAUGAGAGAUAUUUAUCCCCAGAAAGAGAUGGUGCUAGAUAAUGUCAAAUUUGACCUCUAUUAUCGAAGACUACUUGAUCCUCUCUUCAAAUCAAAUGGAGCUACAACUCCUGAAGAGAUAGUGGCUAAUAAGGAUGCUGAUUUUGAAGAGUUCAGAGCAAAGCUGAAGGAAAAACUUCCUAUUACAUUUAGAGUAAACCCUUCAUGAAUUGGAUACGAAGCUGUGACUGACUUACUCUCAUCCGACACUUUCAUAAAAGACUGGGCUGAGAAAAAUAAGGACAACCCCGAUAUGCAAGCAAAGGAGAGUAAAGAACAAGUGCUCACAACUGAAGAGAUGGAGAAUUUGAAGUUUAAACUAUUCGAUUUCUAUCCAGACAAACUCCUUUAUGAACUUCCAUUAGCAAGAGAGGUCCUUAGAAAGGAUCGUAUUUUGGCAUCUAUUCAUAAAUUUGUCCAAAAGAGUAAUGACUCAGGCCUACUCACUAGACAAGAGAUUGUGAGUAUGAUCCCUCCUUUGUUACUGGAUGUCAAGCCUCAUCAUAAGAUAUAUGAUGCCUGCGCUGCCCCAGGAAGUAAGACAGCACAGUUGUUAGAGUUCGGACUUAAAGAACUUCACGGUAAAAAUGUCACCCUGAAUCCUGGAUUUGUGAUAGCAAAUGAUGCAGAUGACUCAAGAGCAAACAUGCUUGCUCACCAGAUGUCAAGAUUUAACUACGGAUGCAUUGUGAACCAUGAUGCGCAAAAUUUCCCAACACUUCAUUACCAGGCAGGGACCUCCGCUUUCAAAUCGCUUGAUAUAUCUAACUUUGAUAACAGAGUGUAUUUUGAUAGAAUAGUUUGUGACGUUCCUUGCUCCUCAGACGCUGCAAUUAGAAAGAUUCCAAAGAAAUGGGAGACUUGGGAUCCAAUUGAUGGUGCAGCUUUGCACCCACUCCAGUUAAAGAUCCUCCUCAGAUCUCUAUUAAUGCUAAAGCCAGGGUCAGAGGAUUCCUACCUGACAUAUUCGACCUGCUCGUUGAACCCAAUCGAGAACGAAGCUGUUGUCUAUGCAGCCUUGAAGAAACUCAAUGAGCAUGGAGAGAAUGGAGAAGAAUUCGAAAUUGUUGACUGUAGAGAUAAACUAACCUCCUUCAAAACAAGACCAGGGCUCUGAAAAUGGAAAGUUUAUGACUCCAUUUCUCGCCAAAGUAGAAGAAGAGCCAAGAAAGAGGCUGCUAAAGAAGAAGAUACUAAGAAAGAAGGAGAAAAUGAUGAAAAAGACCAAUCUAAAGAGGAGGAGAAGAAGCUUGAAAAAGCUAAAGAAUAUAAAACUGCCUCUUUCGAGGAAUAUUUCCGUGAAUAUACCACUCAUGAUGGCAUUCAAGAUGAAAAUAGGAAGAAGAAGUUUAAACCAAGCUUCUUUCCCCCUGAAGGAACAGAGGAGGAGAUUGAAGCCAAGUACCAUUUGAGCAGAUGAAUCAGAGUCUUCCCAAAUGACCAAGACACUAGUGGAUUCUUUAUUGUCUUAUUUAGAAGAAAACCAUUAACUAGAGUACAAACAGAGACUGCUGAAGAGGUUAAGAAAGCAGAGGAUGAAAAUACGGUUGUUCCCGUUCAGAAACCAUUAACAAAUAUGAUGCGUUGCGAUCCUAAAGACCCAGAUAUUGAGUUUAUUCAAUCCUAUUAUGGACUUACUGAAGAUUUCCCUCUUGACCAGAUAUUCACAUUCUCAACAAGUAUGAACAAGCUUUUGAUGAUCAAUAAGGGACUUUCAGACUUGCUAUACGCUGAUCAGGAUAAGUCACUGAAUCUCAUAGCUGGAGGAGCCGAAACUUUCAUUAGAAACACUUCCAAAAAAUUCAGUGGAACAGAGUGAAUCUAUCGUAUCUCCCAAAAUGGAAUCUACCAUGUGUAUCCAUUCAUGACAAAACGUAUCUUUUAUGUAAACAUGGAGACAUUCUUAUUGGUUCUAAACAACGAUAGGAUCCAAAUAGAGAAUAUCCCUGAAGGUGACUUCAAAAACGAGAUAGAUUCUCUCUCAUGAGGAUGCUUCGUAGUUGUUGUCAAGAUCGAUGAAAACAGGGAGGAAGCAUUGACUCUUCACAGACACCAUGCACACAUUAACAUUAUGGUGAGCGAACUCAACCUUCACAGAAUCAGAACUUGCCUCAAUAAGCAUUUUUAGAUGGAUAAUAU